AUGUGUGGAAUUUCCGCCAUCUUGCUGGGCGACCCCGAAGCCACCUCCGCCGUCACCGACCUUCACGAGUCCCUCUACUACCUCCAACAUCGCGGACAAGAUGCCGCUGGUAUCGCCGUAUGCCAGGGCGGAAGGGUGUCUCAAUGCAAGGGCGUAGGCAUGGCCAGCAAAGUGUUUGACGAGGGCAAGCGCGCGACGACGGCGACGAUGCCCGGUUACAUGGGGUCCGAAGCGCAGCCCUUCUUUGUCAACUCCCCCUUCGGUCUGUCGAUGAGCGUCAACGGCAACCUCGUCAACGCGCCGGAGCUCGUCAAGUUCCUCGACAACGAGGCUCGUCGCCACGUGAACACCGACUCAGACUCGGAACUACUACUCAACAUCUUCGCCUAUGCCCUCAAUGAACUCGGCAAGACGCGCGCCAGCGUGGCCGAUGUCUUCACCGCCCUCCGCGAGGUCUACGCCAGGUGCCAGGGUGCCUUUGCCUGCACUGCCAUGAUUGCAGGAUUCGGCAUUCUCGGCUUCCGUGACGAGAACGGCAUCCGACCCCUGUGCCUCGGAUCGCGACCUUCGGAGACCCUUGAUGGCGCCACUGAUUAUUUCCUCGCCUCGGAAUCGAUCGCCUUGACGCAGCUUGGGUUCAAGAACAUUGUCGACAUCCUGCCCGGCCAGGCUGUCUUCAUCAAGAAGGGCGGCGUUCCCGAAUUCUGUCAAGUUGUUGAGAUGAAGUCCUACACGCCUGACCUGUUUGAAUACCUGUACCUGUCCAGGGCAGACGUCGACAUGGACGGCAUUUCCGUCCACCGCAGUCGCCAGAACAUGGGACUGAAGCUUGCCGACAGGAUGAGGAGCGUCAUGGGAGAGAAGGGCAUCGAUGAGAUUGAUGUUGCGUCUCUGCGAUCCCUGUCCUUGGCUAACAUGUUCCUCGACAGUCAUUCCCAUUCCAGAAACAAGCAACACGGCUGCCGCCAGCCUCGCCACGGAGCUACGAAAGCCGCUUUCCAACGCGUCCCCGGCCAGAAGGCCCGCCAGAAGAGUGUACGCCGGAAGCUCUCGCCCAUUGCCUCGGAAUUCAAAGGCAAGGUCGUUUGCCUCGUCGACGACAGUAUAGUCCGAGGAACGACCUCGCGCGAGAUUGUCCAAAUGGUCAAGGAGUGCGAGGCGAAGAAGAUUAUUCUCGUUUCUUGCAGCCCGGAGAUCACCCACCCCCAUGUUCACGGUAUUGACCUUGCCGACCCGAGCCAGCUCCUCGCCCACGAAAGGACGCUGGAGGAGAUGACGGAACUCAUCCAGUGCGACACGCUGGUGUUCCAGACGCUCGAGGACCUCAAGGCGGCGUGCCUCGAAGCUGCCGACGAGAAGAGCCAGGUGCGCGACUUUGAGGUCGGCGUCUUCUGCGGCCACUACAAGAGCCCGCUGCCCGACGACUACCUCGAGCGCUCGGCCCGCUGGUACGAGAGCAAGUCCAAGAAGAGGAAGAGCACGGCCAUGACGAACGACGGCGUCGAGGGCGGCGCUUUCGUCGUCGCGAGCAGCGGCCCUGUCAACACGCCGAUACCACCAGAGCACUCCGAGGAUAUCAGCAUCCAUAACCUAGCAAGGCCUUAG
Molecule: messenger RNA, 1605 nt
Organism: Verticillium alfalfae VaMs.102
Lineage: Eukaryota; Fungi; Ascomycota; Sordariomycetes; Glomerellales; Plectosphaerellaceae
Product: amidophosphoribosyltransferase
Exons: 13
Coding region: 1-1605 (534 amino acids)
Biological process (GO): purine nucleotide biosynthetic process; purine nucleobase biosynthetic process
Cellular component (GO): cytoplasm
Molecular function (GO): amidophosphoribosyltransferase activity
Source: RefSeq, a predicted model, not a curated record